Molecule: messenger RNA, 1947 nt
Organism: Juglans regia (Persian walnut)
Lineage: Eukaryota; Viridiplantae; Streptophyta; Magnoliopsida; Fagales; Juglandaceae
Product: ankyrin repeat-containing protein At5g02620-like
Exons: 5
Coding region: 98-1930 (610 amino acids)
Cellular component (GO): plasma membrane
Molecular function (GO): protein phosphatase 1 binding; protein phosphatase regulator activity
Source: RefSeq, a predicted model, not a curated record
GGUCUUCCUACAAGCACAGCUCGUAAGACACGACUCCCAACUCUUCAAUCUUGGGUUCAAGGGAAAGGUCUUCCACAAAGCAGCUUGUAAGAUUUCCAUGAGUACUACUCCUUUGUGUGGAAACAGAGAGGCCAUGACCAUCACUCGCAUGGGUCCGAUUCUCUAUAAUGCUGCAGCACAAGGCAACAUCAUGGUUUUCAAAAAUCAUAAAUUCAAACGGCCACUAGAAGCCCUAUUAACACCAAACAAAAACACAAUCCUCCAUAUUUUUAUCACAACCCUAAAAACUGGGAUAGAAUCAACAGAGAAAAACUUCGUCGGAGACAUACUCAACAUGUGUCCUUCACUUUUAUGUCAAGUCAAUGUCAAAGAUGAAACUCCAUUACAUAUCGCAGCAAGGUAUGGGCAUGCUAAUAUCAUUAGAGUUCUGAUCCAACAAGUGAGAUAUGGACAUAAUCAAGAUCUUGGAAGCGGGGCUGAAGCAAUCAGAGAGAUGCUUAGGAUGGUGACCAAGGAGAAAGACACAGCCUUACAUGAGGCUGUACGUUAUAAUCACUUUGAAGUGAUAAAACUUUUAAUUAAGGAAGACCCAGAUUUUUCAUAUUCUAUUAAUGAUGUCGGGGAGACUCCACUCUACAUUGCCGUCGAGAGGGACUUUGAAAAUUUGGUGUUGGAAAUUUUGAACACCUGCAAUUCACCAGCUUAUGAUGGCCCCUUAGGUAGAACGGCUUUGCAUGCUGCAGCAUUUCGGGAUAACACAGUAACGAUCGAAGCAAUUUUGGAAAAAAUUGGAGGAGCUAUAACUAAAAACGUAGACCAAGAAGGUUGGACUCCACUGCAUUUGGCUGCAUACUCGGGUGGGUGGUUGUCUACAAAGCUGCUGCUGGAACAUGAUUCAGAAGUAGCAUACAUCAAAGACAAAAAGGGAAGGACAGCUCUUCACAUUGCAGCUCAUCGUGGCAAUAAUCAAGUCAUGAAAAGCAUUAUCGACAUGUGUCCAGAUUGUUGCGAACUGCUUGACAACAGAGGCUGGAAUGCGUUGCACUUUGCAGUGGAGGGCGAUAGGCCAGAUUCUACAGAAUCUACAGUGGAAUUGAUCCUUGAAAAUUCGUCUCUCAGCAAUCUUUUGAAUGAGAAGGACGCCGAAGGGAACACUCCUCUCCAUCACUAUUCCCUCUCUUCUGGCCCAUACUUGAAGGAUCUCAUAGAUCACCCCAGAGUAGAUAAGAUGGCGUUCAACAAAAAUAACCUCAAUGCUUACCAAGUCGCUUUAAGUGCAAAGUUAUCGACAGGAAAGAUGAUGGAGAUUGGGCUUAAAUUCUGGUCUUAUUCGGGAAGGGUAUUGACGGAGGACGAGGAUAAAUUAAAGAAAAUCAUACAAGAUGAUGUGAAGGACAUGGAAAAUAAGCGAAAGGCAAGUAGGAUAGUAUAUAUGGAGAAGGCGGCCGAAACACACUUGGUAGUGGCUGCACUCAUCACAACUGUGACCUUUGCAGCAGCUAUAACCAUGCCUGGUGGUUUUGUUGGUACUGGAGAUAACCCACAUGAUUAUGAAGGCUCUGUAGUUUUGACGAGAAAUGCCGCUUUUAAAAUGUUCAUUAUCACUGAUGUCAUAUCCUUGGUGCUAUCUUGUUCUGCUGUUGUUACCCAUCUACUCACAUCACUUUUAUUCAAGUAUUCUAAAUCUGAUGAAACUCGCAACAUUUUUCUCAGAUUAGCCUAUGUGUUUAUUUUGAUGGCCAUGGGAGCAAUGGUUCUGGCAUUUAUCACAGGUGCAUAUGCUGUGUUAGCUCAUUCCUUAGAUCUUGCCAUUACCACUUGUGUUAUUGGUUCGUGCUUCUUCGUCAUCAUCUCUUUGAUAUGUGGAUUGUAUAGGAAGGAUCUAGGUUUAUUAUAUAUAGUCGAUAAAUUAAAGUACAUAUAUAGUUGAUAUGUGGACUAAUGAAC